AAAGACAACAUGUACCCCAAAAGAGGCAGCAGACCAAAUGAUUGAAAACCUGAAGAAGGAGCUGAUGGCAAAGCAAACUUCUUUCCAGUCAGCUAUCGAAAAUGAGUUUUCAUCAGAUGAGGACAUACUUGAGAGAAACUGGAGUAAGGUACAACAGCAAAUGAAGGAACUUAAAAGAGAGAACAGGAGGCUAAAAGAAGACAACAUUAAAGAGAUACUUGAUGCCAUGAGAGAGCUUCCCACAGUAGUGACGAAGUUGAAAGAAGUGAUUGGACAAAUAACACUUCAGACCUCACCUACUGCAUCCACUUCUGCAACACCUUCAACAUCAGUAGACUCUGCAUCUGUUUCUCCUCAAGUGUUGUCUGAUGAUAUGGUGUUUCUCAUGCCAGGCUGUGAUGUCAAGGUCCCCAAGCGAAAGCUUAACUCUCUGCGGACGGCAAAUCCGUCAGUAUACAUCGGGGACCUUGCCGUGCUUGUCUAUGGAAGGGAAACCCUGUCUCAUUCAAGCUUGACAGGAAGACAGUCAGGGGCACACAAAGAUGUGGAAUCAAAGCCACGGCUUGAUAGCACAAAACUUGAUGCUAUAUUUGACCAUGCUCUGUCAAAGUUCCCUGACAUCACCAUGCAAGAUGUGAGACGCAUCAUAAGAAAAAAAUGCAACAACGAAAACUACAUCAAGCGAGCUACUACAAAGAAGCCCAUUUGAAUCAAAAAUUUUUGUUGUCAUAUAUUGAACAAUUAUUGUUUGGAUUUGUAGUUUCUUUAGGAACUGAUAUCUUGUAUGACACUACCGUAAACAUUGUGUUUACUGUUUUGUUUUGAACUGUAUAAUGUGAGUGUCAUUGUUAU
Molecule: messenger RNA, 852 nt
Organism: Carassius gibelio (silver crucian carp)
Lineage: Eukaryota; Metazoa; Chordata; Actinopteri; Cypriniformes; Cyprinidae
Exons: 5
Coding region: 38-709 (223 amino acids)
Biological process (GO): positive regulation of neuron differentiation; negative regulation of Notch signaling pathway
Cellular component (GO): nucleus
Molecular function (GO): transcription corepressor activity; DNA binding
Source: RefSeq, a predicted model, not a curated record